Penicillium daleae is the source of this 714-nucleotide messenger RNA. Its product is annotated as GPI anchored serine-threonine rich family protein. The transcript has a single exon. The record is from RefSeq and is a predicted model, not a curated record. The coding region runs from base 1 to 714 and encodes 237 amino acids. NCBI's taxonomy places the organism in Eukaryota, Fungi, Ascomycota, Eurotiomycetes, Eurotiales, Aspergillaceae.
AUGAUGCGUCUCGUGAUUCCAUUGAUUCUCUCGCUCGCCUCGCCAGUAACCUCCAUCCAAAUAACAAGUCCUUCUGCGAACUCCACCUACGCAGCCGGGUCCACCAUCACCGUCAAGUGGACCAGCGUUGAUACCGAUCCCACCAACUUCAGUCUCUAUCUGUGGAACUUUGUGUCCUGGCCUCCGUCUUACCUCCCACUGGCUCUGAACGUUCCUACGUCGGAUCUGGUUUACACUGUCCAUAUUCCUUGCGAUACUAAGCCCGAAUGGGGCUACCAGAUCAGUGGCAUCAACGGCACCAACGUCUACAUAAUCUACACGCAGGGUGACAAGUUCACCGUUUCCGAACCCGCCAACAACACCGCUUGUGUUGACCCUGCUCCUUCGCUGGCGACUUCUACUUGCCCUAGCGCUGCGGCGUCUACCGUUUAUGUCACGGUGAGCCCUACCGCUCCCAGCUCCCGCCUUCCCCCUCAAUCUUCCCAUAUCCGUCCUUCUCCUCCACCUAGCACCACCAGCACUUUUACUUCAAGAUAUGUAAAGCCCGGAAUCGUGCCUAAGACAAUUGGUUGGUGUGCAGACUAUUCCCACCCCGUGACAUUGGACAAUGUUCCUACCCUGACUCUCCCCGUGACCAACAAUGGUCCUCGUGUUAAGACUAUCACUACUACUGCCACCGUGGUAGUUUGCCCAAAUGUGGAUGCUGUGGAAUAA